This is a messenger RNA of Dipodomys ordii (Ord's kangaroo rat), 911 nucleotides long. RefSeq names its product autophagy related 10 (gene Atg10). NCBI's taxonomy places the organism in Eukaryota, Metazoa, Chordata, Mammalia, Rodentia, Heteromyidae. The transcript is spliced from 8 exons. The coding region runs from base 100 to 750 and encodes 216 amino acids. Gene Ontology annotation, biological process: macroautophagy; protein lipidation; protein modification by small protein conjugation. The record is from RefSeq and is a predicted model, not a curated record. Gene Ontology annotation, cellular component: intracellular anatomical structure. Gene Ontology annotation, molecular function: Atg12 transferase activity.
CCCGCACGCUUGUACCUUCUCCCCGCCCCCCCUCCCUCAGCCCCAUCGCCCCGCCCCGGCUGCGGGGACCGGGCGGAGCGGAGCGGGGUAUUAUUUAGCAUGGAAAAAGAUGAUUUCUUUGGAGAAAAAACAUUCCAGCAUUAUUGUGCAGAGUUCAUUAAACAUUCACAACAGAUAGGGGAUGGUUGGGAAUGGAGAACAUCAAAGGACUGCUGUGAUGGGUACAUGUGUAAAACACAUUUUCAAAUAAAAAAUGAGACUUCAAUGUCAUAUCCAGGAAAAUCUGCUAGUGUACAGACAUGUUCUCCCAUGGAGGAAGCUUUAGAGCUACCCUCAGAUGAUUCUGAAGUGCCUGGGACUACUGCAGUGUCUGAAGUAGUUAAAUAUGAGUAUCAUGUCUUAUAUUCCUGCAGCUACCAAGUGCCUGUACUUUACUUUAGGGCAAGCUUUUUAGAUGGGAGACCUUUAUCCCUGAAGGACAUAUGGGAAGGAGUUCAUGAGUGCUAUAAGACACGACUACUACAGGGACCAUGGGACACUAUCACCCAACAGGAACAUCCAAUCCUUGGGCAACCCUUUUUUGUAUUACAUCCCUGCAAGACAAAUGAAUUCAUGACUCCUGUAUUAAAGAAUUCACAGAAAAUCAAUAGGAAUGUCAACUAUAUCACAUCAUGGCUGAGCAUUGUAGGGCCAGUCAUUGGGCUGAAUCUCCCUCUGAGUUAUGCCAGAGCAGCUUCUCGGGAUGAAUGACAUAUUGACAAGAUCUUCUGUUGAACUUAGCAGCUAUGAAAUGAAGACCAAGAGAUGGCUGUAGUAGAGCACUUGCCUGACCAAGUGCUGGGUAUUCCAAAACCAGUACUGCCACAAAAAUGUUUGAUUAAAAAAUAGAACACCCCAGACUUUACCUGAUU